AUGGAUGGAGGAGACGACAAGAAUCUUGGCCUGUACCGCUUUCGACAGCACAUAUGCCAUCCUGGCAACGAUCUCACUCGCUACACUCAACCUCUAACAGCACCGCCCUCAGACUUCAUAACACACAUAGUCAUCGCUGGCGGUUGCACCUUCAAUACCCAUGACCUUCUAGGUCUGGCCGACAUGCCUAACCUCGGUGUCCUCGAGAUAAUCCAGCCAACAGAGCGGACUGCGUUCCCAAAUAUUUCGGACCGUCUUGUCCGGGGAUGGUCUGAGAAACCUGAUCCAUUCCCCUUGCUUCGAGUAUUGCGAAUAUGGGGAGAUGAGACGACAUCCAAAGCAUCUCUACAAUGGGUGUCAAAAUUCCCUUCUCUUGCCAUGUACGACGUAAUUGGUGCAAGGGACUCGUGGGACGCCAGUAAGGUGGCAGCGCAAGAACAUGGGUGGGAGCAGGCAGAUGCACCGCCACAUAGGUUGGACGACUCACUGUUACGGUAUCUCAUGCUCUUUGUGCCGCUAGAGGAAACCCGUGACAGAAAUCUGCGUGACCUCGCUGCAAGUAUCGAUAAUGACUUGGUGUCGUUGUGCAGCGACUCACGAUGCGCUGUUAAAUUCGUUCAGGAUCGUCAGGCACCACUUCUUCUUAACUACCUCUGCGAUACUGCAAAGGAGAAUACGCCUUGGUGGGAUACUGAUGCUGCAUCUCGAGAAGCUCGCACAUGCCAUGGGGUUGCAUUUGAGGCUUGGGCAUUUUGGCUUUACUCCUUUCUCGGUCAACUUUGUUCUGAUCAAGAUUUGGAAGCCCGUGGGGCGCUCCCCUACACCUACAAGGCUGUAGCAGGUCCCUUCAUUCUCCCCUCACGGCCUAUUGCAUGUCUUCACUUGGGUCACACUUCCCAACGUGGUGGUAUUGAUACGAGACCAUCAUAUAUUAGCCGGGGGCUAUUCGCAACACGACAAUUCACGUUUACACGAAAAUCUGUGAUUCAAACGUCCAAUGGGAAGAAGCCAGCUACAAUACCGAAGAAAGGAGUCAACUUAGUGUGUUCAGAGAGGUCCGCACCUAUGCUGGCAACAAGGAAGGCAAAGAGAAAACGUGUUGUUGAUGUUUUGGAGGAUAUGGGCCUGGGGCGUUAG
Molecule: messenger RNA, 1137 nt
Organism: Fusarium odoratissimum NRRL 54006
Lineage: Eukaryota; Fungi; Ascomycota; Sordariomycetes; Hypocreales; Nectriaceae
Exons: 1
Coding region: 1-1137 (378 amino acids)
Source: RefSeq, a predicted model, not a curated record